GCAUCAGAACAUCACUACGAUUGCAGCUAAUUUCAGACCGCAGUAGGGCUAAAGUGCGACUAACUUCGGGGCAAUACAAGAUGAUUGUCCCGGGCAAUGCCCUUUCGUUAUUGAGUUUCUGAACGCAGCCAGUCCCCGCCUGCCUCUAAAAAGAACAUGGCGGCACCGAAGUUGUCUCAGUGUAACGCCUGACAUUAUUACACGAAUUUUACAAAAACUUUGUAUUAAAAUGUGAAAAUCAUGAAUUAAAACAAGUGGUGUUGUGUAAUUUAAGUGUGUUUAAUGAUGUGCCGGACCGGGAUGUGCCGAUUUGGAAUCGGGAACUGGAUUUUUUUGAUCGCUUCGGCACAUUUGUUUACAUACGUCCAAGGUGUCGACGAGCUACUCCCAGACGAAGAUGUCCGGUUGACAUCAGAACCGCACGACGCAGUGGCGGAGGAGGGGGACGCUGUUCUGCUGAGCUGUGCUGCAGCCAGGGGGGCCAAGAUACACUGGAGACACCGAGCUGAUGGUCCACCGAGGAGGGAUGAUGCAUUAUCCAGCGAGGAUAAGUACAGAAAGCAGCUGAUGAACGGCUCGCUAGUGAUAGAGAGCAUGUCAGCGACGCUGGCGGGGCAUUACCAAUGUGUGGCCACGGGCAGCGCGGGCAGCGUGGUCUCGAGGGUCGCGCUAUUAUACUUGGCAGAAGUCCCACCCCUUAUACCAGGCCCCCGAAGUAUCCUAGGCACAGUAGGAGCUCCGGCACUCCUCCCCUGUGGUGUCUCCGCCCCUCCGAGAGUAGCCGUGAGGCUGCAGGGGCCUGCAGCUCUGCCUGAGAGGAAGGUGUACUCUGCCGCCAGGUUACACAGCCCGCCACCGGUUUUGAAACUUAAUGUAACUUGGCUAAAGAAUGGGUCACCUGUACGAUUGGAGGCAGCACGGGUGUCAGUGACCCCCAGCGGAGCGUUAGAACUUGAUCCACUGAGACCUCAUGACGCGGCUACCUACCGGUGUAGAGUGGCUCUAUCACCGCAUAAGCAUAGGACGGGCGAAGAGAUCGAGCUGCGCGUGAGCACGGAGCCGCCGGAUGAGGAGCCGCCGCGAUUCGUCGCCACGCCACAACCAAUCACGGUCAUCGAAGGAGCAUCGGUGACGUUCGACUGCGCGGCGGUCGGCAACCCCAAGCCGGAGAUCACGUGGCUCAACAACGUAGGAGUCGCUAUCGACCUCAAUGACCUAGAUUCACGGUUCUACCUAGUGGGGUCCGGGUCUCUACGUGUGCAGGCAGCGAGAGGUCUGGACGCCGGUAGUUACACAUGUCGAGCGCAUUCUCGGCUGGACUCUGCUGACAGCGCUACCACGUUGACCGUACUGACGGCACCUCGCGUCUCGCUGCCAGGCGGAGCUGUGGUAGUGGCGCGUACUCGCGGUGACGUCACGCUUCGUUGUGACGUACGCGGACGGGGAGCCACCGUGUCGUGGCUGAAAGACGGCGAGCCUUUAACACCUAACCAGCAUGACAUCGCGCUCGUGGACGGGUCGUCGCUGCGCAUCCAAGGCGUGCUGCGCGUGGACGCGGGCAUGUUCCAGUGCUGCGCGCGCAGCGCGGCCGGCAGCGCCGCCGCCGCGCUCCGCCUCGUCGUGCUGCCUCCCGAUGACGAGCUGGCCUCCCUCCCCUCCCCUCCCGACAUCUUCAACUCCCUGGUCCCCUCCCCCGAGGACGACUUUCUCGGCGAGACCUCCCCCGCGUUCACGCACCCACCGGACUACUAUGAUUACACGCUCACUGAAGGCCUGGAGCUCGCCCGGGAGAACGGGACCAUCGUCAGCCCGCCCAGGGACCUCAGGGCGGUAAUCGUGAAGCAUCGCUUCGUGACGCUGAGCUGGCUGGAACCGGCCAGGAAGAUGGAAGAGGUGGUGGGCUAUGUGGUGGUGUAUCGGGUCAAGGGCAGCGAGAGGGAGCGAGUUUCUCGCGGCAGUGCGACGCGGUUCGAGAUGAACGUCGCGACUCUUCAACCAAAUACUACAUACGUGUUCAGCGCGCGCGCACUCACGCUCAGCGCCAUCUCGCCGCCAACUGAGACGAUCGAAGCCCACACGGCGCCUGAGGAGCUAAGCUUCGGCCCCCCCACCAACGUUAAAGUGGAAGCCGCCGGUCCCCACAGCCUCCGUGUGAAGUGGUCACCGCCAGCGCAAGAACCUCAACCACCACACUACACUGUUCAUUAUACCGAGGUGGAAACAGGCCGCGAGCAGGUUGUAACCGCAGACGCGGACGAGACUGGAGGCUCCGUCACGCUAGCCGGGCUCCGCGCCGCCGCCGCCUACUCCGUGUCCGUCGCCGGCGCCGGCGGCGCGGCUGCCGAACCGGUUCUAACGAGGACGUUAGCGUUAGCGCCUUUAGCGCCGCCUGUCAAUGUCAGCGCUGAGCCAGCUUCACCCACUUCGAUCCUGGUUCGCUGGGAAGCUCCGCCCGCCCGCACGCACCGCGGCCCCCUCACCGGGUACAAGGUUCGGUUCCGGGCCGCCGGCGCGAGGAGGAAGGCCGACUCUCUCACCACACCCGCUGAUGCGAGACGGGCAGAGUUGAGAGAUCUCGACCCUCACACCACGUAUCAGAUCCGUGUGUGCGCCAUCAACGCGAACGGGUCAGGCCCCUUCAGCGAGUGGCUCACAGCGGCCACACAAGCACGAGCGCAAGACGAGUCGAGAGUACCGCCACAACCGCCACCACUAAGCACUCGCGCCGGCCGCGACUGGAUCUCAGUGUGGUGGGAGGAGGGUUCCGAGGGGGGCUCCCUGAUCCGCGGGUACCGGCUCGGCUGGGGCCUCGGGGUCCCCGACGUACACGGGAAGGACCUACCCGCUGCUACGCAUCAUCAUGUCAUCAGAGGAUUAGAAUCGAACGCGGAAUACGUGAUAUCGCUCCACGCAUCGAACGCGCUAGGCGCGGGGCCUCCAGUGUACGCUACUGUACGAACGAAGGCGGCAGCCGAGGGCGAUGACCUCGAGGAGGAUGAGGAGGACGAGGAGGAUGACGAGGACGAGGAGGAACGACCUCCCUUAAUACCGCCCGUCGGACUUAAGGUGAUAAUGCUGAGCGGCAGCACGGCUGUGGUGUACUGGACCGACCCCACGCUACCUAAAGGACAGACGGCAACAGACGGGCGGCGCUACGUGGUGCGGUACGCGGCCGCCGGCGCGGGGCAGCGCGCGCGAAGCUUCAACGCCACAGACCUCAACUGCAUGCUCGACGACCUCAAGCCUUUCACACUCUACGAGUUCGCCGUCAAACUCAUCAAAGGUGGUCAAGAAUCGGCGUGGUCGAUGCUGGUGUCGAACACGACGCUGGAAGCUGCGCCGGCGACCGCGCCGCGCGAGCUGCGCGCCGCGCCCGCCGCGCCCGCCGCGCGCGCCGCCGACCUGGCCUGGGCGCCGCCCGCCAAGCCCAACGGGGUCAUUACAGGCUACACAAUAAUGUACGCGCCGCUGGGCGCGGGCGCGGGCGAGUGGACCGUGCAGAAGGUGGAGGGCGACCGCCCGCGGGCGAGAGUUGAGAGGCUGCGUGCAAGGACUACAUACUCCUUCAAGGUGCAGGCCAAGAAUAGCAAGGGCGUCGGCCCCUUCUGUGCACCCAUUUCAUAUACCACUGGUAUUGAUACGGGUGGUGGCGGUCUGGCGGGUGCCACAUCGGCGUGGCUGUGGGCAUCAGCGGGUGGCGCGUGCGCCGUUCUAGCGCUCGCCGCCGCUUUAGCGUUGUCGCUAUGUUGCCGAAAGGCGCCACCUUUGUCGCCACACACCAGCACGUACCAGAAGUCGUCGGCGUCGGCGGGCAUCAAGCCCCCGGACCUGUGGAUCCACCACGACCAGAUGGAGCUGAAGCAUCUCGACAAGAGUCUGCACAGCUCCGCUAGUAAGAUAUCGGCCGGUAGCGUGGACGGUCCGUCGGCGCUGGCGUCCUCCACGCUGACACUGACGCGCGCCCCGGCCGAGUACGAGCCGGCGCGGCACCCGCCGCCCGCCAGCCUCGACCGGAGACACUACGUGCCUACUUACGUCGCGCUGGCGUCCUCCACGCUGACACUGACGCGCGCCCCGGCCGAGUACGAGCCGGCGCGGCACCCGCCGCCCGCCAGCCUCGACCGGAGACACUACGUGCCUACUUACGUCGCGCUGGCGUCCUCCACGCUGACACUGACGCGCGCCCCGGCCGAGUACGAGCCGGCGCGGCACCCGCCGCCCGCCAGCCUCGACCGGAGACACUACGUGCCUACUUACGUCGCGCUGGCGUCCUCCACGCUGACACUGACGCGCGCCCCGGCCGAGUACGAGCCGGCGCGGCACCCGCCGCCCGCCAGCCUCGACCGGAGACACUACGUGCCUACUUACGUCGCGCUGGCGUCCUCCACGCUGACACUGACGCGAGCCCCGGCCGAGUACGAGCCGGCGCGGCACCCGCCGCCCGCCAGCCUCGACCGGAGACACUACGUGCCUACUUACGUCGCGCUGGCGUCCUCCACGCUGACACUGACGCGAGCCCCGGCCGAGUACGAGCCGGCGCGGCACCCGCCGCCCGCCAGCCUCGACCGGAGACACUACGUGCCUACUUACGUCGCGCUGGCGUCCUCCACGCUGACACUGACGCGAGCCCCGGCCGAGUACGAGCCGGCGCGGCACCCGCCGCCCGCCAGCCUCGACCGGAGACACUACGUGCCUACUUACGUCGCGCUGGCGUCCUCCACGCUGACACUGACGCGAGCCCCGGCCGAGUACGAGCCGGCGCGGCACCCGCCGCCCGCCAGCCUCGACCGGAGACACUACGUGCCUACUUACGUCGCGCUGGCGUCCUCCACGCUGACACUGACGCGAGCCCCGGCCGAGUACGAGCCGGCGCGGCACCCGCCGCCUGCCAGCCUCGACCGGAGACACUACGUGCCUACUUACGUCGCGCUGGCGUCCUCCACGCUGACACUGACGCGAGCCCCGGCCGAGUACGAGCCGGCGCGGCACCCGCCGCCCGCCAGCCUCGACCGGAGACACUACGUGCCUACUUACGUCGCGAUGACGGGCAUGGGCGUGGGCGCGGGCUUGGGCUUGGGCGCGGGGUGCGCGGGCGCGUGCGAGCGCCGCCCGCCGCGCGCGCCGCUCGGCCUGCCGCAUCCAGACCAGCAGGAGUGUUUCCAGAGCACGCCGCUGCUGGCGGGCAUGGCGCCACUGUCGCCGCAGUCAUCGCUCGCAUCGUUACAUGCGCACGGACAUCCUGGUCAUGCGCAUAAUACACUGCCGCAUACACAUUCGCUCGCGCACCCGCCGCCCGCGCCCUGCGGAGGCGGCACUUGUCCGCUGGGCGCCGCGUGCGCACCCGUCGGCGGCACCACGCCCGCCGGCUCCGACAUCUACGCAUGCGCGGCAAGGGAGAGGGGGCACUACGUCGCCUACGAACCGCUAGGACAUUACACACAUCGCGAUUCAAUGAGCAGCGAGGCGGGGGGCCUGAGCGGCGCGGGCGCGGGCGCGGGCGGGGCCGGCGGCGCGGGGGGCUCGCUCGGCGGGGGCGGCGGCAGCCUACAGCGCCGCGCCUGCGCAGGGCCGUUACACAGCUUUGCUGACUCGCCGCAUUCCACGCCCAGCCACGGGCAGGGCAGCGUGAGAGAGACGUCGCCGUACAAGAAGAGCAACAGUUCCUCGCCCGGACACAUCCCCAAUCGACUGCAGCUGGGCGGCAGCGUGGCGCACUGCCCCGAGGAGCUGGAGGCGCUCACGCCGUCCCGCUCCACCGAGCGGCUCGCGAGGGAGAUGCAGAACCUGGAGGGGCUCAUGAAGGACCUCUCCGCCAUCACGCAGCAGCAGUUCCACUGCUAGCGCACCGCCACUCCUCCGACCGAAGGGGAGAUACGUGUGUAAUGGACUACAUGACAGUUUAUCGAACGCCAAUCCAAUAGUAAAAAUGUUUG
Messenger RNA from Cydia fagiglandana, 5933 nucleotides. RefSeq names its product neogenin (gene fra). Gene Ontology annotation, molecular function: protein binding. Gene Ontology annotation, cellular component: membrane. NCBI's taxonomy places the organism in Eukaryota, Metazoa, Arthropoda, Insecta, Lepidoptera, Tortricidae. The record is from RefSeq and is a predicted model, not a curated record. Gene Ontology annotation, biological process: cell-cell adhesion. The transcript has 41 exons. Bases 283 to 5841 code for a protein of 1852 amino acids.